UUUUGCUCUCUGCGCAUGCUCAAGACGGAACCUCUGUCUCUACUCACCUGCACUCCUGCCGAAAGAGUUUAUUUCUUUAUUUUAUUACCGGUAAUGAUGUCUAGUUAAUGAAUAUCACAGAUGGGGUGAAUAAAGGGUCCAAUAAUAACGCUCUCGUAUGUAAAAGGGGCAAAAUUAUGAUGCCGCGUUUGUAGUUCUUUGAAAUCAAAAGUGAAAGUGUUGUGGCGCAUUCUUCUAUUUCAUUUUCACCCAAAUAACGCAGAUGUUUUGCUCCUUGACGAUGAUUGAAGUAUUAUUUUUUGGAUUGUUUUUGACGUUCGUUAAUGCUGAUGGGGUUGCUGAUGUAGUUCUUUCCUGCUCUCUGGUCGAGGAGGGAGCCGGACUGGGUGGAAUGGGAGGUGGCGCUCUCUUUACCCGAACCCCAGCCACUCUGGUCCUUCGAGAUAUCCCAGUGGGGCCCGAUGAAUCACUCGACACGCUCACUCCAUUUGUCCCACCCUCAGUCCCUGAUCCGGACCUCAUCUUGUUUGAAAACAAAGUGUCAUCGCCUGAGAUCCCCAACGCAGGCAUGUUGCUCCAUGCAGACUGCAAUGAACAGGAGGUGAUGUGUGAAAUAAGUCGUUACACUCCUAGAGGACUUGAGGAAGGUUCUGAUCCAGCAUAUUUCAUGGUUUCUCUCAGCGUGGUGGGAUUUGACUUCAGUACGUCGCUCAUUCUACAAACAUUACCAGUUGACAAAGAUCAGCAAACCUUGGUACAAAACAAGCUCAGUUUACCUCUCAGCCAGUCAGGAACUCUGCUGACUAAAGUAAUAUUCCUGGUAUUCUCCAACAUAAAUUCUGUAUCUGCUCCUCUGAGGGGAGAUGUUCUCCUCAACUGCGGCUUCAAGCAAGAGGAAAUACCUUUAGCACCAGAAGUGGGCCUUGAAUGGCGUCUACAGCACAGAGGAAAAGGCCGGAAAGUGCUUGAAAUUAAGACAAAACUAGAUGACACAGAAGGGGCGACUGUAGUUCAUGGUGAGAGGAAAGGCUCCAGCGUGGAUGGUGCUCAAGUCCUCAGUGAGGGGAAUGUGUCCAUGAGUGUGACUGAGCUGAAGGUUGUAGAUGAAGGAACCUACAUCUGUACAGUCAAUCUGGGUCAUUUCCACGCCCAGCAGAUCAUCCAGCUCCAUAUCAUUCAACCACCACAGGUCUCUCUGUCGGAGGAGAAGCUGUUUCUGAGUAAAAGUUCUCCACAGACAUUGAGCUGUCAUUGUGCUAAAUACUAUCCAUUAGAGGCACAGAUGGAGUGGUUUUUCCUUCCUCCAACUGAAACGGAGCCAAAACUCUUUCCAAAUCAGGGCUCUCUGAGCAGUCAUCGGCAGCAUGGGGACAGGACGUUUUCUCUGUCCUCUCAUAUAACUGUCCCCCCAAGUUUUUCUCCAGGAACCAAGAUCACCUGCAGGGUAUCCCACCCAGCACUGGAUGAGCCUCUCUAUGUCAGUAUAGUAGUCGAAAGUCCCCAAUCAGAUUCCUACUGGUGGGUUCUCGGUUUCCUCGUCGUCACUGUUCUUUUCUUCUAUCAGGUCAUGAAAUAAGUGACUCUCACAUCAUCUUGACCUCAAACUGAGCCUUGAAUGAUUUUUUUUUUUCUGUAAAUGUAAACAUUUUGAGGUCUUAUUCUUAAAGCCUGCUGAAUUUAAAACAUUUUAUAUGUGGGAAACGGUAAUGCAUAAUGAUUUUCACAAAUUUGCUGUGUGGUUUUGAUUGUUUUCUUGAUAAUGCACUAAGAAAGUUUGUCUGUUGUAUUUCUGUAAUAUGCUGACAGUCUUAGCAAGAAAAAUAUAUUUUCUCAGAGAUGAGCCGCUUCAUUAUCUCGAUCUGAACUCCUUUUCACAGUUGAGGUAUUCCUCUUCAACUAGAAAAGAUCAAUCUCAGUCACAAAUAUAUUUUUCUAAUAGGAGUGAAUAAUAAACCUUUCACUUCUUUCUUGAGGUUAACCUGAAACUUCAUAGUUCAUAGUUGUAUAACAAGAACAAUUUAUACAACUAUGAUUAAGUCUCUCUAAAAUGAAUUACUAUUUAAUACUGUUUGUAGAAACUUGAAUGUGUAACAUUUAAGAUCCCGUAUGUGUUCUUUGAGGGUUUCUUUUGGUUUUGUUGUGGGACUGCUUUAUAAAUUAUCCAUUCUUCUGGCAAAUAUAGAUAUAAAACCAUUUUCAUUAAACCAAGAGGUUUAUUUUUCUGAUUGGAAAACGACAGUGUGCAAGUGGCUUCAUUUUUGAUCAGAUGUUUACAUUUGUAUUUAUUUCGAUUUAACAACAAAACAGCAAACCCUUCUUAAUAUUUGGUGGAAAAGCCUGUGUUGUACAGCAAUCAAUGUCUUCUGAUAUAUUCUGAGCAGCUUUUGUUUUCACUGGUAUUUUGACGAUGAUGAGCUCCUAGUCUUUGAGGUUGGAAGGCCUCCUUUCCGUCACCCUAAUCUUUAGUUCCCUUAAUAGAUUAUUAUUAUUAUCAGAUUCUAGUUGGGGCUCAGCCUGGGCUGCUCCAAAACAUUGAUCUUUCUUCCAGUCAGAAGAAAUAUGUUGGUAAACACUGAAAGAUUACCAUGAAUCAAAAUCUGGCAGAAGUAUGAAUAAUUUUACUCUUAACUGUAUGUGACUGUGGAUCUGUAGCUUUAUUUAAAGCCUCACAGUCAUAUUUUGCUACACAAACUCAGACAGGAAAAUAUAUAAUUUAUUAUGAGUACAAAAACUUCAGUAAUACUGUGUGAUGCAGCAUUAUUUGAAUUUCAAAGGAGGAUCCUGUGGGAACAAAAUACGUUAAAUAAUUAUAGAGAUGCGGUAUAAACUGAGGAAAUGUAGGAAUUUUACAAUUAUAGUUUGCACUUGAGGAGGUCCACUAUGAUGGUGUGGUUUUAAAUGCUGCAAUUGUUCAGUGUUUUUCUCUCUUUCCUAGUCUUGUUGUUUGUCCUACAUGGUCUUCUCUUUUUCCUUUUUUUUUUUUAAUAAAGCUUUUUUAUGACUCAA
Molecule: messenger RNA, 3006 nt
Organism: Girardinichthys multiradiatus
Lineage: Eukaryota; Metazoa; Chordata; Actinopteri; Cyprinodontiformes; Goodeidae
Gene: tapbpl
Product: TAP binding protein like
Exons: 8
Coding region: 263-1576 (437 amino acids)
Biological process (GO): antigen processing and presentation of endogenous peptide antigen via MHC class I
Cellular component (GO): membrane
Source: RefSeq, a predicted model, not a curated record